GUUGGCCACCAAGUUCCUCGAAAAGUUCAAGCCUUAUGCUGUUGCCUUGUCGGAGCAUCUGCAGUUUGCACCACGCUAUGACAUCUUCAAGCCCGAUGAAGGCAUGCUGGGCGAUAGCAACUCGCAGCUCUGCGUCUCAGCCGACGCUGAGAGCUUCUGUGCUCCGGAUCCAGACGGGGGCGGCCCCGUCACCGGAGAAGACGUCGUGAACGAAGAUGUUCGGCAGCUGUGCCUCUGGAACGUCACUGCCAGGAGGGGCGGCACCACUGGAGCCCUCUUCUCCGAGCCUUAUUGGCUGUACGUUGUCAGCUUCAACCGCCGUUGCUCCGUGAGGGCGCACGAUGCUGACCACCGUUUCGGAGAAGUGUGCUCCUUGUCGGUGAUGCGAGAGGUUGGCAUCGAUGCUCAAGCAGUACAGGAUUGCGUCCACCGGAAUCGCCUGCCGAUACUCCGGGAGCAGCUGAAGAACGUCGCCUGGAGCCGCUCAAUUACUGCCGGUGGCCUGCCGGCUACCACUUCCGAGCUGCUACCAAGGAUUGGCCCUCCAACUCAACGGCUGGAGGUACAGCGGCCCGCUGGACCCACAAACGGUGCUGCAAGCAGUGUGUGGUGGAUACACCACGCCCCCUGA
Symbiodinium sp. CCMP2456 is the source of this 631-nucleotide messenger RNA. The record is from the annotation of a GenBank genome assembly. Lineage: Eukaryota; Dinophyceae; Suessiales; Symbiodiniaceae.